Messenger RNA from Centruroides sculpturatus (bark scorpion), 553 nucleotides. It is a transcript of the gene RpL23, whose product is annotated as 60S ribosomal protein L23. NCBI's taxonomy places the organism in Eukaryota, Metazoa, Arthropoda, Arachnida, Scorpiones, Buthidae. The transcript is spliced from 4 exons. Gene Ontology annotation, biological process: translation. Gene Ontology annotation, cellular component: ribosome; cytosolic large ribosomal subunit. The record is from RefSeq and is a predicted model, not a curated record. The coding region runs from base 73 to 495 and encodes 140 amino acids. Gene Ontology annotation, molecular function: structural constituent of ribosome; large ribosomal subunit rRNA binding.
AUUUUGGCGAAAAUUGAGAAUUGUUUAACGUCGUGUCGUUGCGCGUGGAUUGGUCUUGCUUUAACCUGAAAGAUGUCUAAACGAGGACGUGGUGGAACAGCUGGAGCAAAAUUCCGCAUUUCUCUGGGUUUACCAGUAGGUGCUGUAAUUAAUUGUGCAGAUAAUACUGGUGCAAAAAAUUUAUAUAUAAUUGCUGUCAAUGGCAUCAAGGGUCGUUUAAAUAGACUUCCUGCUGCAGGUGCUGGUGAUAUGAUUGUUGCAACUGUUAAGAAGGGAAAGCCUGAACUGCGAAAAAAAGUUAUGCCAGCAGUAGUGAUUAGACAGAGAAAGCCAUAUCGCAGGAAGGAUGGUGUUUUUCUCUAUUUUGAAGAUAAUGCUGGCGUAAUAGUAAACAAUAAAGGUGAAAUGAAAGGUUCUGCUAUUACUGGUCCUGUUGCAAAGGAAUGUGCUGAUUUAUGGCCCAGAAUUGCAUCAAAUGCCAGUAGUAUUGCAUAAUAAUGCAAAUAUAUUGUAAUAUUUCAAGAAUUUAAAAUAAAAUGUUUUAAAAUUCUCA